Messenger RNA from Microdochium trichocladiopsis, 1005 nucleotides. RefSeq lists its product as uncharacterized. The record is from RefSeq and is a predicted model, not a curated record. Bases 1 to 1005 code for a protein of 334 amino acids. The transcript has 4 exons. Lineage: Eukaryota; Fungi; Ascomycota; Sordariomycetes; Xylariales; Microdochiaceae.
AUGGCCGCAAACUCAACCACCCCAGCCACGGUCAGCGAUGUCCCUCCCGCCGACUCCUCAUCGCCGCCUCCACCGUCUGCUACCACCUCUCUGCAGGCAGCUGCCACAAUGAACGCCGGGCUACAGCAGGAGUUGUCUCGUCGCUCCUCGAAUGGUUCCAUCAGUCGCCAGCGGCAGUCCCCCUUUAGCGGACGCCGGCGUUCCACCGUGCUUAUGAACCUGCAGCACAAUGACCCUUCGUUACCUGCGCCGGGUGAGAUCGUCAGUGAGGAGAGAUCUGGCAGAAGCCCUCAACUCAUGUCAGGAUCGCCUCUCCUGGUUGGCGGAGAUCCCCACCACAGCAGAGCCCCCAGCCUCGGAGAGCUACAUCAGGAGCUUGAAGCGGAACAAGAGGCGCAAGUUAAUCGCCUCUUGCAGAUGAUUCGACAGCAGCAGCUCGAACUGCAACGUCUUCAAGCGUCACAGGGCCAGACUGUGUCGUCCAUCGCUGCAGAAGACCCUCUACCUGCACCAGAGCGGCCCAAUGUGGCCGUGGUAUCACAGUCGCCGCAGCAGAUCUCUGCGGCUUCCACACCCCGGUCGCCGAUCACUCCCCAUCAUCGAGGGUCGCUGGAUCUUGCUCGGGAUGCGCUUCGCCGUCGCUCAAGAACUCCGAGUCGCGGGGCCCCCUCACCCCGACUGAGGUCGUCAUCCAUCAGCAACGAGGGUGGUGACCUACUCCCUAUGGGAACUCGUGAUGAAACCGCUUUCUAUCAGGCUGAGACAUCUUCACUGAUUCGGGAGAACCAGAUGCUACGGCACAGAAUUCGCGAAUUGGAACGUCAACUCAGUGAAGCCUCUAUCAACUCACCGACGACCACUCACGAGCCAACGCAGCCGUCACAGCUAUUGCAGUCAACAUCAAUCGCAGAAGGAGAAAACUCUAGUCAAGCGACCGGCACGGGCAAUCUCACAUCUACUCUGCCACAUCGAGCAGUGGAGAGUUCUGAUAGUACGCCGAAGUGA